This is a messenger RNA of Tetrahymena thermophila SB210, 5124 nucleotides long. RefSeq lists its product as hypothetical. The transcript is spliced from 2 exons. NCBI's taxonomy places the organism in Eukaryota, Ciliophora, Oligohymenophorea, Hymenostomatida, Tetrahymenidae. The record is from RefSeq and is a predicted model, not a curated record.
AUGAAAGAAAUUACCUUUAUAUUAUUGCUUUUUCCUUAUUUGUAUCUAAGCUAGCAAAUAAAUUAAAUAUUUUCACCUUCACCUUACUAUGUUAGUAGCAUUUAAUCUAUAGAAAACACAAUCCAGUAGCUUGUUGUUUGUGAUAAAUUAGGUUUACUCUUUUUAGCUAAUGGUUAAGAUGGUAUUGCUAUUCUUGAUCAAACUUCCUUUAAGGUUCUACUAUAAGUCAAGGAUAAAGGUGAAGUUGAUUUGUUAUCAGUCACUAGUGAUGGAUAAUAUUUGUUUUUCUAAUAUCAAGGUAGAAUUUCUAUGUUUUAGUUAAACACUUAGCCAAGUUAUACUUUAAACUAUAUUUGCUCUGACAACUCUAAUUUUGGCUAAAGUAUCACUUCGCUUUUCUUAUUUAAUAAUGAUAAAUGGGCAGCUGGUACUUCCAAUAAUAUCUUAGUUAUUUAUGACAUAUUCUCUAGGAGUUAAAUGAAAAUUAUUGGAUAGAUUGAUGUAUAAAUGGUCCCUUUUUAUAUUGUUUACGCUAAAAAUUCCUAUUUAUUUUUAGCAAACAUAAAUUUAAUAGCUGUAAGAUUUUAGCUCUAAUAGAAUAAUAUGCUAAGUCUUGAAAAAAUAUUUACAACUCCUGCAGAUUAUGGAUUUUAAAACAUUGUAUUGACUAACGAUUAGUAUAUUUAUGCUAUAGAUUCAUGGAGUGGUUUAUAUAUUGCUAAUUUCAUAAACUUAGAUUCUAUAAAAGAUGGCACUGUAGUUUCUUAAUUUGACUUUGAUGUUAAGGCUUGGUGGCCGUUAAAUCAAUCUCCUACUUUAAAUGAAAUAAGAUUAACAGAUGAUUAAAACUUUAUUUUAAUUGGUGCUUAAUAAUUAGGAAUAUUUAUUUUUGACAUCAGCAAAAGAAAUCAAAGUAAAUAUCCUAAGCUAUUUUAGUGGAUAAGAUCACCAGGUUACUCUUUCUCUAUUAGAUUAUCAAAGGAUGAAGGUUUCUUGUACUAUAUAAAUGGAAUUUAAUUGUAAAUCUAUUAAAAAGUUACUCCAAAUUUAAACAACGAAUAUCCUAAUCUUUUUAACACAAUUCAAGCAAAUUAAACUGUAAUAGGAACAGCGAUGUAUCGUUGGCGCUGCUACAUAACUCAGAAUGACAAAUUCUUCAUUGGAAGUUUUGAUAAAGAUGGAUUGUUUAUUUUUGAUUUGAAAGGUAAUCCAAAUAAUAUGCAACUUUUAUAAUAGGUAGUACCACAAAACAUCUAUUAUACAGAAUCAGCUAUUAUAGAUGAAGAGAGCGGAUAUAUUAUUACACCAGGAGAUAAUAAAGGCAUCCUCCUUUUUGUAUAUUAAAUGAAUUAAAUUUCUUCUAGUUAAAAAUUGUAACCAGUGUUUUCUCUCAAUGGAAAUAAUCCUAAUAUUGUAAUGGAAGGGAUCAGAUAUAACCACAAUAAAAAGUUAAUAGGAAUAGCAGCAUACACAACUGUUUUUUUAGUUGAUUCUUCAAAAGGUCUUCUAAAUUUAUAAGUCCUUUCUAGUCUUCAAAUAAGCAACUAAGUUGUAGAGCUUAUCUUUUCAUAAGACAACAAGUUUAUUUUGUGCGCAUCAAGAAAUGAUGGAUUUUUAGCUCUUUCAAUAGGAAAUAAAUAUGAGUUAUAAAUAGCUAAAUAUCUAAAAACAAACGGUGGAUUUUGUAUCAUACAAUCUCAAGAUUUAAAAUAUGCAUUUGCUUGUGAAGGACCUAAAGGCAUCGGUAUAAUCGAUUUGAGUUAUUUGCCAGAAAUAAAAUUCAUAAGUAGAAUUCAGUUAGAUGGAACAACAAUGCAAAUAACACCAUUAUACUCAGAUAAAUUUUUAUUAGUUACAAGUAAUAUUGUAGGUUUUUUAACAUUGGUUGAUAUUAGAGACCUAAAUAGUCUAAAAAUUAUCUCUAAAUUUAUGAAUGGGGAUUAAAAUGGGUUGUCUAGUUGCGUUAAUUAAAACGAACAAAUUGCAAUGUUAACGAAUACAGUAGGUAUUACUACUAUUCCUAUUAGCAAUUAGAUUUAAGUGCAUACAGAGAUAUUUUUGGUCUAGGGAUAGCAAACAAAUUAAAUUUCUUACUUAAAACAGUAAUAUAACUAAACGCUUUUGAUAGGAUAGACCUUUUAAUUUUAAUUUUAUCAAAUUUAUCCUAAGAACGGAGCAAAAUUAACGAAUGUAUAUUUUUAUUAAAAUUAUCAAAUAGUAAAUUUACCUUAUUGGAUUAGCUUUAAUUCUCAACUAGAUAGUAUAAAUAUUAGAUCAGUUAAAGAUGCUCUUGGAAACGACGCCUCUGUUCCUCAGUUAAAUACUAUUAUAUUAGAACAUAAGUUUCCAAUAACACAAAAUUCUUUUUCCUAAUAAGUAUUUAUAGAUGAUGGAAUCUAAAUAUCAUCUGAAAUGAGUUUACAAAUUUAUAAAUAACUUCGUGUAAUGGGUAUUUUAAAUUAAGAGAAUUUACUAGUAACAAGUAAUUUUGAUAGUAAUUAAGAUUUUAGAUUUUAAGAUUCCACCAUGAAUGGAAAUUAGGCUAUUUUAGACAAAGUAAAAAGAAUAUUAAAAGAAUCUGUAUGUUACAAUCCUAUUUUAUUUAAUGUUGUUAAUUCUUUGAGAUUCUUUAAAACUCCUCAAGCAGUUCCAGAAUACUCAUAAUAAAAUUUAAAUCAGUAAAUGUAGAAAUAUUUUAUAUUUUCUAUUUAAAAUGAUAUUCAAAUUUAUAUUGAAGUGCCAAAGGGAUAAGGCAAAUUUGUUAGUAUUUCUUAUGAUGGUGUUAUUGCUUAAAUAUCUAAUUUUUAAACUAGACUAAAACUAGAAGGAGAUAUUAUAAAUAUCAAUCAUGUUUUUGAAAAGCGGAUUUUAUUUUUUAAACAAGAUAAUUUAUUGACAGAUGAUUAGAUAGAAUUUCAAGCAAUCAUAAGUGAUGGGGUCAAUUAUGAUAUUCAAAGUUCUUUUUAAUUAAGCUAAGCUUAAUCAUUCAUAAUUCUUAAGUAACCUAUCAAAUUAAAUUAAAAUAAGACUUUACAAUAACAAUUUAAUUAACUUUAUCAAAAUGGUUAAGUUGGCAUUACUGAAAAUCUAGCUUUUGAGUUUAGCUCAGAUACAUUUAUUAAUCCUGAUACAAAUAUAAUUAAUUACUCUGUUUAAUUUAAAUGCGGUGAUGAUUAUUGUGAUGCCGUUUCUGGAGCUUGGAUUUAACAAUCAAGCAAUUCUCUAAGAUUCUUUGGCAGUGUUCCUGUAGGAUAAUACAGAUCUAUAGUUACAAUAAAAAUAGAAGCUACAGAUGGUUAUACAAUAAUAUCAGAUACUUUUAAUAUCUAUAUUUAUAAUAUUCCAUUUCAAUAUGUUUUAAGUUCAUUAAUUAAAAUAUUCGGACCAAUUUUGACUAUUUUUGGGCUGUAUAAAUAUCGUAGUUACUUCUUCAAUUUUACACUGAAUAAAAAUAAUUUAUAUUCAAGAGAAAAAGUAGAGGUCUUUCAAUAAUAUUACAAAAAAAUAACAAUAAUGUCUGAUGAAAACAUGAAAGCUAUACUUUUUUAUAAAGAAUUUAUAAAAAAAAUAAAUUUAAGUAAAUAUAAGGAGUAGUUACAAGAUUUUUUAGCCGCUUAAAAAAAUUAAAUUAAUAAAGAAAAAAAUAAUUUUUCAAAAAAUGUGAAAUAAAUUAAUCUAGUUUCAUAAAUCUAAGAAAAUAAUACUAAUCUUGAAUUUAGAGAAGAAUUAUUCAUUGAAGAAUCCAUCAACUCAAUAUUUUCAAAAAAUCAUUAAGAGAAAGAAGGAGAAAACAAAUAUAAUUCUGUUUAAAAAUCUUUACUUUUAAAAGAAUAAAAAAUCAUGAAAAUUUUAAAAAAUAUCAAAAAAAUAAUUUAAAACACUGAUGUAAAAGAAAACAAAACUUUGUUUUAGAAAUAUUUAGAAAGCAAAUUGGAUGAAGAAGAUAAUUAAAAUCAAUCAAAUAUAAAAAAUGAUUUAAAUAAUAAAAAUUUUAAAGUUGAUGAACAGAGAAAUUUUAUUGCUUAAAAUUUUAUAAAUGAAUAAGGUUAAAUAUAAAUGAAGCUCAUUAUUAAACUUAUGACUGAAAUGGAUAUUUCUAUAAAACACUUAAAUCAAGUUAUUUCUAUAAAGUCUGUAAUACCUGAACUAGUUGAUUCUAGUUCAAGGCUAUACCAAUGCCUCAAAGGUCUUAUCUCAAGAACUUUAAUAAAGAGCCAUCCUUUACUUGAUUAAAUUUAUUAAUUCCUUAAACAAUCUGCUAUAAUUGAAUCAUAAUUUAGCUAAGAUGUAAAAAAUGGUUGGUAUUUCAAGUACUUAAAAACUAUUCCAGAAGAAAAUGAUAACGACUAAAAACUUCUUAGCUUUCCUCACAUUUAAAUUUAAACUGAAAAUAUAAAAAAUCAAAUCAAAUUAAUGAGAGAGCUUCUCUUGAGCUUCUUUAAAUUGGAAAAAAGCCAACUCCUGGUUUUAAGUUAAAAUAAAUUUCCAUAUAGACUAAUUUUUAAUUUACUAAUCGCUGAUUGUUAUGGAAUUGCUGAAUCGACACCUUCUAUUUUUAAACCAAGCUUAGGAGAAUCAAUCCAUUAGAAUUUUUUUGACAUUCAUUCAGUUCAAGCUUUUAAAAAAGUUGAGAAUCUUUAAUGCUCACUUUUAAGAAGAUUUUUUAACUUGGAUGUGAUGAACUAUGGAUCUUCUGUGAACUAGCAACUUCCAUCUUGGAUGAAAUUUACUCUAAAAUCAAAUGCGAUAGUUUUAUAUGGGACCCCUAAAUUACAAGAUGUGGAAACAUUUAUUAUUAGAAUUUAUGAUAACACAAAUUUUAUCAUAAGAUAAUUUGAGGUAGAAAUAUUAAAAUCAAAUGAACCUUUUCCUUAAACAUUAUGUAAAUUAGAAAAUCUAGAAGAUGAAGAUUUUUAAUAAAAUAAAAGUAAAAUUUUAAAUAACAUCUUACCUUUGACAUAAUAGAACUCUUUAAUUUACAAAAGUUAAAUGCAGUAAAAUCAGCUUUCAUCUUUUUACUCGUAAUCUCAAUUUACUAAUCUUAUGUUAAUGAUGAAAGAAAAUGAAGAUUAACCAGAAAUUUAAUAUAUAAAAACAAUAUAAUUUAAAGCAAAACAAAAGUGA